CCAUGUUGCUGGAAGUCGGUGUCAUAUUGGCGACUGUGAGCGUAUGGCAUUUCCAAGAGCAUCGCAGUGAUAUCUUGACAGCACCUGGGGCCCUGUCGUAUGCAUGGCGGAGCUUCCUGGGAAAGCCUAAGGGCGGUCUCAAGGACUCUGUGAAAAGAAAGAACAUGGAAGUCCAUUUGAACAAGCUGCGGAGUCCCGGAUGCAUUCGGUCGAACAGGUGUUGCACCAUGCACGUCUCUGGGACUGCUCAGAUUUUGAUGAUCUUUGCAGCGAAGAAAGUGUCGGACGGCUAUGCGUGUUUUGACAUGCAGCAGUACCACGCAAACCAAGCAUAUGUGGUAGGGAAAACCUGCUUGAUGGCAACGCUCUUUGUGGACAUGUGGGUGGCGAUACCCAUGGGCAUCUUUAUCAGUUUCUUGGAUGCUCGGCUCUUCAUUUCCCACGGCGGAGACUUGGUGGACAACGAGGUAGCAGUGUUGAUCCUGUACAUCUUCAUUCCUACCGUGGCUGAGUUGACUGCCAGGAGAUUCAUCCAAGGCUUGCUGGAUGCACAUCUGAUGGUUGCCGGCUUCCGGAAGAUGUUGAAAGGCAUCAGUGAUGGAGAAUUCUUAACCGACAGCAACUUUAACAUCCAUGGUGAUGCCAAGUGCCUUGAGAAUCUCUUGGCCCUGAAUGCGGAGCUCACCGGAACCUCCUUCCUGUCUUGGCUUUGGGAUGAUAAGGAACAGCACGCAUUUCAGCAGUUUGUGUGGACAGACAAAGAGGAGGAGAGUGCGCCAGGCUGUUUGCGAAUCCACUUGAGGAACUCAAAGGGGCAAAGCGUAGCCUUAGAUGCUUGCCACGUGAAGGUGCCAGAUUUGUUUGGAGCCGUGCAGUAUCACUUGAUCGCGCUGAAAGAAGACCCUGAGCAGGUCAUCGAAGACCGGCCCGAUGCCCAGGUUGCGGGCUCCUUACCACCCCAGCUGCUGACCUCAGACCAGCGCAGCAACAGGGCGGCGGCGUCCAGCUCGGAGGGCUCACUUUGCAGCUCCUGCAUCGUGGAUUCCAUGAAGGAACUCUCGGCUUCUCGGCACUUUUGGCGUUUCACGGGCAGGGAAAUGACCUUUCUGUUGGAUGGCAGCUCAGAGCACUUUGACAUGUUGGAGGCACACCUCCGCUUCAACCGGGUGACGGAUGACUUGACCUCUGCAAUGCCGCACUUGAGGAAGUUCGCAAGGCCAGUGGAUUGGGGUUGGCUCUCCAAUGACCCUUGGCCGACCUUGGCCGAGCUUGGCCGGGAUAUCGCUCAAUACAUUUGGACCGGCUUCUCGCAAACCUCAGUUCCAGGGCCGAUCUCAGUAGGUCCUAUGUUCUUCCGCAUGCCGUACGACUCAUCCAGGUACCUCCUGGCCAAGCAUGCCCAGUUGUCUCUGGCUUCCCCCUUGUUCGUCCAUGGCAACAGCGAGAUGGAUCAGGAGGGCGAUGGCAUCGAUGGCCAGGCCGGCCAAGCCUCGUCGUCUCCACGGCCCAUCCGCUUGUACCUGCACCUGAAGAAUUUCGCACCGGGGGAGCUGCCGCACAGAUCCAACUUGAGUGGGAUUGGCGAGCAGAGGGUUGACAUUCCAUCACUUGGAGAUGAGCUUCACGAGAUUGUUCCAAACAAU
Molecule: messenger RNA, 1643 nt
Organism: Cladocopium goreaui
Lineage: Eukaryota; Dinophyceae; Suessiales; Symbiodiniaceae
Source: the annotation of a GenBank genome assembly